AUGUCGGACGAUGAAAGGCUUCCGCAGGAGCUCAAAGAAGCGGUCCUACACCAACUGUACGCCGCCGGCGAUAUCCAGUCGUUGGCGUCUUGCGCGCUGGCUCACCGAUCGCUCUAUUCGGCCAGCCAAAUUUAUCUCUUUCGUGAUAUCUCUCUCCAUGGACCACUGUCCGCUACUCGUCUGCUCCGAUCUCUGGUAGAAAAUCCCCGCCUCGGUGAGCACGUGCGUGUGCUCGGUGUCGAGGAUUCGGACGAGAUACAAUGGAUCGUUGAGUUUGAGGAGAUCGCCGGAAUAUUCAACAGCGUUCGCGCCAUCCAGGAGCUAUACUUCCACCCAUUUCCUGUUGCAUACGGCUUGCUCCCAUAUACACUACGUGGCGCGCUACUGAGGGCGAUCUCCCGGUCUUCGAUGCGGGUAUUCAGCCUUGCAUGUGUCAUAAACCUGCCUUGGAUCAUUUUCGCCGACAUGCCUCGACUUUGGGAUCUACGGCUAUCAGACGUUCACUUCCACGAGGAGGGCAUCGAGUUCAUUGACUGGUCGAGCUCCCCGAUCCGGUUAUAUGACCUCACCCUGGACGUGAAUGGAAUAUUUUUUGAUAACUUCGUGGAGUGUACUGUACCUACGUCACAACGACUUUGGGGGCCGGAGAUCCUUCCAAAAAAGGGCCUCUGGUUGCCUCCCUUGCGGAAUGUCACACCUGAGGGGCGGUUGCUUCCAUACACCUUGAGCCUGCUCAUGUACGGUAUGCGAUGGCAAGUCGGCAUCCCUGACUUGAUCGCUCCAUGCGCAAAUACCUUGGAAAGCUUAGAAUUAGGCACGCUGACCGCGCUCCCCGAAGCGGAUGAACCCGAAGACUGGAAUCUACAUAUUCCUCUUCCUCGGCUGAGACUGCUGGCCCUCCGCCACGUUUCGAUUACGCGCUUCGACUCGAGGCACUGGGUUUGGCUCUCCCGCUUGCUUGCCGAUGCACCGAACGUCACGCAUAUCGCCGUGGAGGUCCAGCGGCCGAUCCCUCGACUGUUCUGCUUGACCGUCUUGAUUGAACGGCUGGCAAAAGUGCUAGUCGGCAAUCACGCUACCCCCUCUCUUAAAUCACUCAGGAUCAUAUCCCGGAGCCUACAUGACGCGUCGUAUGAAUAUGAUCAGCAGGAUCUGGAGGAUCUGGAAUGGACGCUGGAUGUCUUCCGAUCAAACGCCGUGGAUGUGAAGAUUACCAGGUCGUUGUCGCAUGGCCUCGUCCAACCACCGCUGCUCUCCCUAGAUCUACUGAACGAGUAACUAUGAUUGUCUCUUGAUUCGCUGCCUGAAAUGAGUAUUUCUCAGCAGGAGGUAGAUUGGGCUUCUGAAUCUGUACUCGCGAUAGAGGCGAUUAUCUCAAUUCCCUUGCGACGUGCUGUAUGGCCAAUUUC
Messenger RNA from Schizophyllum commune H4-8, 1409 nucleotides. RefSeq lists its product as uncharacterized. Lineage: Eukaryota; Fungi; Basidiomycota; Agaricomycetes; Agaricales; Schizophyllaceae. The transcript is spliced from 6 exons. The record is from RefSeq and is a predicted model, not a curated record. Bases 1 to 1278 code for a protein of 425 amino acids.